AUGGAUAGUGAACUUCAGUAUUUGGAUUCUGAAGGUUUCGCGCCCAACGUUAUUCUAGUUGAUACAAAUAAAGAUAAGAAGCUUUCAAUGAUGAAGCAGCUAGCUCUCACAUUGGUAAAAGGACUGAGUUCAAGUCCAACUGCUAUGAUAAAAAAGAUUGCAGGACUGGUUUUCGAUUUUUAUAAAUCCCCAAUUUCGGAACCACAUAAUGCAAAAGGCAGCCUUGAGGAAGUCUGUCGCCAAUUGGAGAAUCAUGGAAUUCAAAUGUUGUGCCAAAUAAAGCAUGGUUCGUGCCAAUCCAGGGCAAUCUUGUUCAAGGUUCUGGCUGAUUCUGUAGGUAUAGAUAGUAAACUCGUGGUGGGUUUACCAAGGGAAGGAGUAAUGGACCGAACAGACUCAUAUAAGCACAUGUCUGUCACAGUGUUUCUGGAUUCUGUGGAAUUUCUGGUAGAUCUUGUACGUGUUCCUGGUAAACUGGCACCUUGUACAUCAGAAGCUAUCUUUUUCUCUCAUAUGAUUGCUUCCCGUGAAAGUGAAUCAGCUUUAAAUUCAUAUGAUUCACCUAUGGAACCAUGCAGUCCAAUUUGUGGCUACACAGGACAAGUAGACCUUGAAUGCACUGAACUUGAAGAAUUUCUUCAGCCCUCAUAUCGGAGUAAGCUGGAAGCAUCUACAAGUUUUUCUGGGCCUUCUAUGAGGGGUGUACUAGCACAAUCAAAGGCUAUAGCUGAGCGAAGCUUGUCACAUAGCGAUCCAAAUGUGACAAAUUCAUUUUGGUGGUUGAACCAGAAGAAUAUGAUUGUUGAACCGAAUACAGCAACUUCAAGUCCAGAUCCUUACUCCUUCCAAGGACCUGGGAGAUCCAUUCUUGGAGGUCGCAGAUAUUCUUUUAGAGACUACUGCAAUGAUGUGACAACAUCGAGGUCAGCUGGGGCAUCACCAACAGAAGCUCGUAGAAGAAGGCGGCAAUGUAUUAGUAUGGUUCCUGAGAUUGGUGAUGACAUUGUUAGGGCUGUUCGAGCAAUGAAUGAAGCACUAAAAAGGAAUCGCUUUCCAAAGGAGUAUCUAUAUGCAAGUAGUAGCUGUUCUAGAAGGGAAAAGGAUGAUAAUUCAGAUCUUGAAGAAACUGUCUCAAAAUUGCAUCCAGAUCAUCGUGGUGAAAGAGUGACGGGAUAUAAUUUUCAUGAGAAGCAAAUGAAUUCUGAGAAGGCAAUCUCGUUACCUUCAUCUCCUCGUUAUUUUACACAUCAUGCUUCUGGGAGGUGUGAGGCAAAAGAAAGCAUCAGAGGUCCUGAUAUGAUCUCAACAAUGAAUAAGAUGCUUGAAAUACCAAAGAUACUCAACAAGAAGCUGUUUCCGUUUGAAGAGUGGAAUAUUGAGUUUUCUGAAUUAACUAUUCAAACACGCAUUGGAAUUGGGUUCUUUGGGGAAGUUUUUCAUGGGAUUUGGAAUGGUAUACAGGUUGCAGUUAAAGUUUUUCUAGAACAAGAUUUAACUUUAGAGAACAUUGAAGACUUUUGUACUGAAAUAUCUAUCCUGAGCCGUGUUCGCCACCCAAAUGUUAUUCUAUUUCUUGGUGCUUGCACAAAGCCUCCACGCUUGUCUAUGGUUACUGAAUACAUGGAAAUGGGAUCUCUGUAUUAUCUCAUCCAUGUGAGCGGGCAAAAAAAGAAACUCAGUUGGCGAAGGAGACUGAAAAUGCUAUGUGAUAUAUGCAGGGGCCUAUUAUGCUUGCACCGGAUGAAGAUAGUACAUCGGGAUCUAAAAAGUGCAAACUGCCUUGUGAAUAAGCACUGGACAGUGAAAAUUUGUGAUUUUGGGCUUUCUCGGGUACUGAUGACCACCCCAAUGAAAGAUUAUUCAUCUGCUGGGACUCCAGAGUGGAUGGCUCCUGAGCUCAUACGAAACGAGCCCUUCACAGAAAAAUGUGACAUUUUUAGCUUUGGUGUGAUAAUAUGGGAGCUAUGCACACUCAACAAGCCAUGGCAUGGUGUUCCAUCUGUCCAAGUGGUUUAUGCUGUUGCAAAUGAUGGGAAGAGGCUGGAUGUUCCUGAUGGUCCCUUGGGCAAGCUUAUUUUAGAUUGUUGGGCUGAGCCAGAUGAACGGCCUAGCUGUCAGGAUAUUCUUUCGCACUUACUUGACUAUGAGUCCACAUUGUGCUAAUUGUUAUAUUUCCAUUUCUUUUUUGGAAAUCUCAAUGAAAUGGCAGGAUGUGCAUUUGCGAUACUGUGAAUCAGGUUAUUUCAGACUUUCGGUCCUACUCAGUUUUGAAGGUGUCAACAGCUCAAGCAAUCAAACUAUAUAUUCUGUGGAAAGUUUUGCAGAAGCCAAAAUAGACAACUGUCAUAGCAGAAAUUAGAUCUGAUACUUAUUUAUGCUUUUUGAAUUCAUUUUCUCUAAUGCUUAUGUUUAUGUGCUGUACAUGUUAAUAAGUUGUGUUCAGCUCUCCCUAUAUGGACCUUUUCUCUGUAUACUUUUGUUAUUCAGGUUUCAGUUGGUCCAGUUUUGGUUUUCCAGGAUGUUAUUGUCAAGGAAAUAUUUUGCUCAAAGUUUUGGUAGGCACUUGGGAAAGUCAUCC
This is a messenger RNA of Coffea eugenioides, 2578 nucleotides long. Its product is annotated as serine/threonine-protein kinase EDR1-like. Bases 1 to 2163 code for a protein of 720 amino acids. The record is from RefSeq and is a predicted model, not a curated record. Lineage: Eukaryota; Viridiplantae; Streptophyta; Magnoliopsida; Gentianales; Rubiaceae. The transcript has 17 exons. Gene Ontology annotation, biological process: protein phosphorylation. Gene Ontology annotation, molecular function: protein kinase activity; ATP binding.